UUUUUAUUUGUUUAAAUAUUUUCAUGGCAGUGAAUAAUAACUACGUAACUACUUUCUUAUGACUUUUUAUAGUUUCCAAGAAAAUAGCUAACAAAGCGCAGUCGCGUAUUAAGGCUAACCAUUAUCAAUUAAUGUUAAUAUUUUCCACGUUUGCUAGGGAAUUUGCAUUUAUGUGUUGACAAUAUGGAAGUAAACUAUUUUGAUGAUGUUGAAUUUGAUAUAUUGAAGUGAUGCUUAUAAUAACUAUAGAUUUAUAUCAUAUGGCUUCUAGGGAAAAAGGAGCACGAGAGAUAGGAACUGAACUGAAAAAAAUUACAAUAGAUGGAGCUCAAACCUCAGGAGCAUUGACUUGCACACCCGAAGUCUGUCGAAAUGCGCGACAACGUUAUGCACCCCCAGAUUUGUCCGGCGACGCUCCGUGGAAUCAAAAAAAGACUUAUCUGUUCAUCGGAACAAUAUGCGUGUUUUUCCUUUGGAUGAUCGUUUACAGUAUUGUCAGUACAUUCCAUUUAGUGUGAUUCCAUGAUUCAUAUUUUUUUUUAUAUGAACGUUUUAAAUUAUAGUUUUAUAUGUGCUUUAUACAUGUAUUGUUUUACGAAAAUUUAUUAAAAAUAUUUCAAUAUUGAGAAUAAAUAA
Diorhabda carinulata is the source of this 636-nucleotide messenger RNA. RefSeq lists its product as uncharacterized. The transcript has 2 exons. Lineage: Eukaryota; Metazoa; Arthropoda; Insecta; Coleoptera; Chrysomelidae. The record is from RefSeq and is a predicted model, not a curated record. The coding region runs from base 231 to 518 and encodes 95 amino acids.